UAUCCUCCACCCUCAACACAGCCUUCCUUUCCUCUUCUCCUUUUCUUUACCAAUUUUAUAAUAAUAUAUUUAUAUCUUUUCUUUUCCUUUUUACCAUUUCGAUCCCAAUUCUUCCUCACACCAUUUUCAGUUCACAGGGUUAGGUUUAGGUCCCUUGUCUGGUCUGGUGUGCAAUUCUCCCCAUACAAUAACAAUACACCCACUUUAUCAACCAAUCAAUCAAUAUACCUAGUAGUGAUUAGAUUUAGUGAUCGAUCCUCUCCUUUCGUUCUCAAACCGUAGAUUUAGAUUUUAGGGUUUCUCUCUUAAUAUAAUCUUUUGACACUUCCGUAACAAACAAAAAAAUUACAUAAAUUUUCCCUUAUAAUUAUUAUUAUUUGGCUUUUAUCUUUGGAUUAACUAGGCUUGAGCUAUCACAAAUAAUUGUUUCGGAGAAUGGAAAAGAAAAAGGUGGCAGUUCCCCUCGUGUGCCACGGUCAUUCUCGCCCUGUGGUUGAUCUCUUCUACAGUCCCGUUACGCCUGAUGGGUUUUUCCUCAUCAGUGCCAGCAAGGAUUCGAGUCCUAUGCUCAGAAAUGGAGAGACUGGAGAUUGGAUUGGAACAUUUGAAGGGCACAAAGGUGCUGUGUGGAGUUGCUGCUUGGAUACCAGUGCCUUACGUGCCGCAACUGCUUCUGCUGAUUUCUCAACGAAAGUUUGGGAUGCUUUAACAGGAGAUGAAUUGCACUCUUUUGAGCAUAAGCACAUUGUUCGAGCAUGUGCUUUUUCUGAGGAUACUCACCUUUUGCUCACUGGGGGAGUUGAGAAAAUUCUCCGGAUCUAUGAUAUGAAUAGGCCUGAUGCGCCACCCAGAGAAGUGGAUAAGUCCCCUGGUUCUGUCAGAACUGUUGCCUGGCUUCAUAGUGACCAGACAAUAUUGAGUUCAUGUACUGAUAUGGGAGGUGUCAGGUUAUGGGAUGUAAGAAGUGGUAAAAUAGUCCAGACACUUGAAACUAAGUCAUCUGUGACAAGUGCUGAAGUGAGUCAGGAUGGCCGUUAUAUAACCACUGCUGAUGGUUCUACUGUAAAGUUUUGGGAUGCGAACUACUAUGGAUUGGUGAAGAGCUAUGAUAUGCCCUGCACUGUGGAAUCAGUUUCACUGGAGCCUAAGUAUGGGAACAAGUUCGUUGCCGGCGGAGAAGAUAUGUGGGUUCGUGUGUUUGAUUUCCAUACAGGGAAUGAGAUUGCAUGCAACAAGGGGCACCACGGUCCUGUCCACUGUGUUCGUUUUUCUCCUGGUGGAGAAUCCUAUGCCUCAGGAUCUGAGGAUGGAACCAUCAGAAUAUGGCAGACUGGCCCCUUGACCCUCGAUGACUCAGAGACUGUGUCUGCAAAUGGUUCAGUUGAUAAGGUGAAGGAAACUGCAGAUGAGGUUUCACGCAAGAUUGAGGGUUUUCAAAUUGCAGAUGAGGGGAAAUCUAAAGAAAAGGAUGAGGCUGUGGAGGAAUCAAGCUAAUAUAGUCUCGCAUUUUGUCUGGCAGAGUGUUAGAAUUAACUAGAUCAAGUGCCUACUACUCAUGUACGUGAUUAGUAAAGUAAAUUUUGUAAAUUUUAGUUUGUUUGAGAUUUUACUGAAUUGAACGAGCUUGUUGCAUCUGGCUUAAAUAAGUUCUAUGUUUGCUUUUAUUUCAAUUCUGACAUUGGAGUUUAUGGAAUAUAGGAAGUGACUUGGUAUACUUCAAGAAUCAUGGCCACUAAAGCGGCUUUAAUCUAUAGAUUCUGGCCAGUUCAAUUUUGGCCGGGGCUUGCGGUCUAGUA
Messenger RNA from Glycine soja, 1796 nucleotides. RefSeq names its product serine-threonine kinase receptor-associated protein-like. The coding region runs from base 436 to 1494 and encodes 352 amino acids. NCBI's taxonomy places the organism in Eukaryota, Viridiplantae, Streptophyta, Magnoliopsida, Fabales, Fabaceae. Gene Ontology annotation, biological process: spliceosomal snRNP assembly. The transcript is spliced from 7 exons. Gene Ontology annotation, cellular component: SMN complex. The record is from RefSeq and is a predicted model, not a curated record. Gene Ontology annotation, molecular function: RNA binding; protein binding.